Molecule: messenger RNA, 607 nt
Organism: Caenorhabditis elegans
Lineage: Eukaryota; Metazoa; Nematoda; Chromadorea; Rhabditida; Rhabditidae
Gene: srlf-28
Product: SXP/RAL-2 family protein Ani s 5-like cation-binding domain-containing protein
Source: RefSeq, marked reviewed
GCCAAAAAACGAAACUUUCAAACAUUUCAACUAAAAAUGCCACUGUAUCCAACUUCAAUUUUUAUUUUAUUUUCUGGAAUUUUAUUAAUUUCAAAUGCCCAAGAAGCUGCAAUAUUGCCAAUCGAUGUGGCUUCUCCGAGUUCAACAGAAUCCCCACUAAUUGAAACCAUGACUGACACCCCUGCUUUUCUAAAAUCUGCCACGGAUAGUCAACGGAAAGAAUACAUUGAGUUGGAGGGAAACCCCAAUUUGACAAUGGAUAUGAAGCAGAAGGCGUUGAAAAAUUGGGCACAGAGAUGCGGAGAUCCUGUUAAUGGACUUUUCACAAUGUACAUGGCUGAGAAGCUGACAUUGCAGUCACAAGAGGAUUCACGAAUGGCUGUGAUUAUUGGACAGUUGUCGCCUGAAGCACAACAAGCGGACACUAAAGUUAGAGCAAUCACCACAAACAUGAAUCAGACCAAAAAAGAAAUGGACACAAAUGUGGCGAAGCAGUUGAACAAACUCCCAAAAAAAGUCUACUAUGAGCUCACUUUUGCAACUCAAUAAUUUUUUUUUGGGAUGUUGAUUUUGUUUUUCCUGGGAAGUAAUAAAUUGUGAUUUUUUU